Messenger RNA from Vigna unguiculata (cowpea), 1503 nucleotides. RefSeq lists its product as uncharacterized. NCBI's taxonomy places the organism in Eukaryota, Viridiplantae, Streptophyta, Magnoliopsida, Fabales, Fabaceae. The record is from RefSeq and is a predicted model, not a curated record.
AGUCGAAGCGGAUGGUUAGUUGAAGCAGAUGGAAGUUAGGGUUAAAUAAGAAAAAGAUUGGAAGUAGUGAGGGAAGUGGAAGCAGAUGGAGUCAAAGCAUGAUUUUGUGAACCGGACGCUUGAAUACAUUCUUCAUAGAGUCCCAGACACAGAGAUUAACGGUAACAUGCUAAAAAAUUCGCUUCGAAUCGGCCAAGUUUUUGGUCUUGAGCCCCGCAACAAGAAGACCGUUUUUCUCAAAAUUCUUCAACACUACCUCUCCACUCACUCCAUCACCGAACCCCUUCUCUAUACCCUCGAGCUCCUUGCGGAACUCUUUUGCUGCGAUGCCUCUCCGGUCCCCGCUACCAUGACUGCCGCCUACUGCGCCGUGGCGGUGGAAUGCACGCUCAAGUAUCUGAAAUUAAGUCGCCACCACCACAAUCCUCUCUACCUCGAUGCCGUGAACAGGAUAUGGCGAGUUAGGAUUGCGCUUAUGAAUAGUUCCGGUUCCGGAAAAGAGAGUGUUCUGCUUUCAGGGGAGUUGGAGCAGUGGAGAAAGGACAUUGAAACUUCACUUUUGGAUUCAGAAGUAAUGGAAAGGUUGGCCUCCAUAGAUACUAAAAGGGAUGCCAUGGUGAAGGUCAAAGCAUUUUUAGAUGAAGCCCGUACCGAUUUGGAACCCGGAAGUCUGAAGUGUAGCAGUGUUGCGGCUGAUAACGAUAAUCAAACCUCUGUUUUUGAGAAUUGUGACCAAGGUCCUUGUUCGGUGGAAACAAAUAUUAUUGCUGGUGUUAAUGAGUCUGGAAAAUCCAUUUCUGGGGAGUUGUUGGUGAAGGAAUCUUUACCAAUAACUCUUAUCACUGAGAGUUCUGAUCGAAGAUUUAUUUUAGUGGAUAAAAGUACAACUGCUGAUGUUUAUGAGUGGGAUGAGUCAAUAGAUGGCUUGGAGGGUGGAACAUCAAACCGUGCAAGUAGAUUUAAUUUGCCUAGUCCCAAGAGGAGAAAUCUUUCUCCAUUGAAGAAGUAUGAACCAAAAGAAACUAAAAUGAGGAGAAAAGCAAGAAGGUGGAAUCAGUUAGAAGAGGCGACGCUCAGAGAAGGCGUAGUCAAGUUUGGCAAGGGAAAUUGGAAGUUAAUCCUAAAUUCUGAGAAAGAUAUAUUUGCAGGAAGAACGGAGGUUGAUUUGAAGGACAAGUGGAGGAAUAUGUCGCGGCGUAAGCACGAAUAAAUCGAAUGUGCAUACUUACGCGAUCUUUUUGCUUUAUCUGUAGUUAGUUGCUUGAGAUUACAUAGACCGUUAACAGUACUUCUCGAUCUUUUUGCUUUAUUUGUGGUUGUUGCUUGAGAGUAUAUAGACUGUUAACAGUACUUCUCGAUCUUUUUGCUUUAUUGGUGGUUGUUGCUUGAGAGUAUAUAGACUGUUAACAGUAAAGCUGAAUGAUAUUGAAUGAUAUUGUAACUAGAACGGGCAAAAUCAUGCGAAAUUAGUCAAUAGACUUUUUUAGCUUUUUGUAGGAGGAA